AUGGUUGUCUGGAAUAGCAGUGACUAUAUGGAGCCUGUAUUUAUCCUGAGGGGUUUUCCUGGACUGGAGCAUGUUCAUUCUUGGCUCUCAAUUCCAUUCUGCUUUGCAUACUUUGUGUCAGUUAUUGGCAAUGUCACUAUCCUCUCUGUUAUUUGGGUAGAGUCUUCACUCCAUCAGCCCAUGUAUUAUUUCCUUUCCAUCCUGGCACUAACUGAUCUGGGUAUGUCACUGUCCACGCUUCCCACCGUGCUUGCUGUGUUGUGGCUGGAUGCUCGGGCGAUCCAGGCAAAUGCUUGCUACACACAGCUUUUCUUUAUUCACACAUUCACAUUCCUGGAAUCCUCGGUUUUGCUGGCCAUGGCCUUUGACCGUUAUGUUGCCAUCUGCCGUCCACUACACUAUUCCACCAUUCUCACUAACAGUGUCAUUGGCAAGAUUGGUGUGGCCUGCUUGCUAAGAAGCAUGGGAGUUGUACUACCUACACCUCUGCUACUGAGACGCUAUCACUACUGCCAUAUCAAUACCCUCUCUCAUGCUUUCUGCUUGCACCAGGAUGUUUUUAAAUUAUCGUGUUCAGAUGCUAGAGUAAAUAGCAUUUAUGGGCUGUGCAUAGUGAUCGUCACCCUGGGUGUAGACUCAGUCUUCAUACUUCUUUCUUAUAUCCUGAUUCUGAAUGCUGUACUAGGUAUUGCAUCUCGUGAAGAACGACUAAAGGCUCUUAAUACCUGUGUAUCUCACAUCUGCGUGGUGCUCAUCUUCUUUGUGCCAGUCAUUGGAGUAUCAAUGGUACAUCGCUUUGGAAAAAAUCUGUCUCCCAUAGUCCAUGUCCUCAUGGCUGACAUCUAUCUUCUUCUUCCCCCAGUGCUUAACCCUGUUGUGUAUAGUGUCAAGACAAAGCAGAUUCGAUUAGGAAUUCUCCGCAAGUUUCAAACAGGGAGAAGGCUGUAG
Elephantulus edwardii (Cape elephant shrew) is the source of this 948-nucleotide messenger RNA. RefSeq names its product olfactory receptor 51L1-like. Gene Ontology annotation, biological process: G protein-coupled receptor signaling pathway. The transcript has a single exon. The record is from RefSeq and is a predicted model, not a curated record. NCBI's taxonomy places the organism in Eukaryota, Metazoa, Chordata, Mammalia, Macroscelidea, Macroscelididae. Gene Ontology annotation, molecular function: olfactory receptor activity; G protein-coupled receptor activity. Gene Ontology annotation, cellular component: membrane. The coding region runs from base 1 to 948 and encodes 315 amino acids.